AUGGAUGAGUCCAACCUAGCAACAAUACACGUUCCUAGUGGACCAUCUUCAUAUGCUCAGGAUCGCCCAAAUUAUGAUGGACUUACUCUCCAGCAACUGGUGAACCGCAAAGACAACCUUGAGGCAGAGCUAAAGGCAUUGGGAGCAGUCCUUGACAGCCAUGGAGUGACAAUGCAAUCCACCCUCACUACAUUUGAUGGAUUCCCUCGAGCUGAUAUUGAUGUCGCACAAGUUCGAGUGACGAGAGCACGCAUCAUUCAUCUCCGUAACGACUGGAAAGAGCUAAUGGACAAGAUCGAGAAGGCUCUACACCAGCAUCAUGCUAACAUACAAGCUGAAGAAGCCAAAAAGCCAGCAACAGUGAAUCAAGACUCAGCAUCUACAACUUCCUCAGGUCCUCCUCCUGCCCCCGAAGCACCUUUUGCCAAAGUCAACUCUGUCGAACCCGAAAGCCCUGCCAACGAGGCUGGUCUGAAGGCUGGUGAUCUGAUCCGAAGAUUUGGAACUGCUAUAUGGUCGAACCACGAGAGGUUGAGGAAAGUCGGCGAGGUUGUACAGCAGAAUACAGGUCGGCCUAUAUUGGUCAAGGUAUCGCGGCAGACUGGCAAUCAGACACAGGAGCUCGACUUACGGUUGACACCGCGUCAAGGUUGGGGAGGAAGAGGAUCUCUGGGUUGCCACAUAUUACCGCUGUAA
Messenger RNA from Lithohypha guttulata, 696 nucleotides. It is a transcript of the gene NAS2, whose product is annotated as putative 26S proteasome regulatory subunit. Lineage: Eukaryota; Fungi; Ascomycota; Eurotiomycetes; Chaetothyriales; Trichomeriaceae. Bases 1 to 696 code for a protein of 231 amino acids. Gene Ontology annotation, biological process: proteasome regulatory particle assembly. Gene Ontology annotation, cellular component: cytoplasm; nucleus. Gene Ontology annotation, molecular function: protein binding. The record is from RefSeq and is a predicted model, not a curated record. The transcript has a single exon.